AUGGAGAAAGAAAAGAAAAGAAAAAGAGCCUAUGAAUACCUAAAGAUCGGGCUCCCACUGGCCCACAGAGCUGUGGCCAGCCUUCCCGCCCUUCUCGCAGACAUCCUGUUUCAGUUCCUGCUUGGAUUUACUUUGGGCAACGUGGUGGGAAUGUAUCUGGCUCAGAACUAUGACAUACCAAACCUGACUAAAAAGCUUGAAGAAAUUAAGAAGGACUUGGAUGCCAAGAAGAAACCCCCUAGUUCAUGAGGCC
Messenger RNA from Tupaia belangeri chinensis (Chinese tree shrew), 253 nucleotides. Its product is annotated as short transmembrane mitochondrial protein 1-like. Gene Ontology annotation, cellular component: respiratory chain complex. The record is from RefSeq and is a predicted model, not a curated record. NCBI's taxonomy places the organism in Eukaryota, Metazoa, Chordata, Mammalia, Scandentia, Tupaiidae. The transcript has 2 exons. Bases 1 to 249 code for a protein of 82 amino acids.